AUGCAAAGCUUUCUCAGUACAAGUACAAAUCCUGCAGUCGCACACCUAUUUUCAGGCGCAGGUGCUGCUCAUACAGAUCCCAAUAAGGUAUGGAUUCUGUACGAGUUUAAAAUUGAGACACAUUUAAACCACACCAAACCUUAUGCUCGAAUUAGUCAUCUAAGUGACUAUAAAGAUGAGGAUGAAGUUCUAAUUGGGCUUGGUGCAGUUUUUCGUAUUGAUAGUAUACGAUUCGAUGAUGUAAAUCAACGCUGGCAUGCCCUAUUAAGUUUAUGCGACGAUGAAAGUUUCGAUUUGUAUGGUAUAAUGCAACAGUAUGCAGCCGAAAUUAUUGCGAAUAAAGUUUCACCUGGCUUUUUACUUUAUCAACAAGGAAAUUAUGUUAAAGCUCGAGAAUAUUUUCAAAAACUGUUAACCAUUACAUCGUUAGAGGACCGUGAGAAAGCUCAUUGUUAUCGUGGACUGGGUGCAGUAGCAGCAGAAGAAAACAAUUAUGAUGAAGCAUACAAGAACUUUACAAAAGAAUUUAAUAUAUGGCAGAAACUCAACGACGAAACAAAUAGUAUGGAAGCACGUAAAAAUAUUGGAGAUAUGCUAUUUAAUAUGGGAAAAUAUAAAGAAGCAUUGGAAUAUCUUCAAGUGGCAGGCCUCUAUUUUAGAUUAAAUGAUUAUAAGAUGGAAUAUGCUCGCAUCUAUGGUAUGAUUGGACAUAUUAUGAGUGUUAAUGAACAAUGGGAUAAUUGUCUGAUGUGUUAUGAACUACAAUUGGAUGUGAGAGAACAAAUAUUAGAUCAAAAUCAUGAAGAUAUUGGGAUUACUCAUGCAAACAUUGGUGUUGCUUAUUGUAGAAUGAAGAAAUAUGAAAAGGCAAUUGAGCAUUUUAGACAAGCACUAGAUAUUUAUAGGCAUUCAUGUCAACCGGAUCAUCCCAAUGUUCUUAAGGCUGAAGAAAACUUACGGAAUGCAAUCGAUUUGUUAAAUAAAGGACAAUAA
Rotaria sp. Silwood1 is the source of this 993-nucleotide messenger RNA. Lineage: Eukaryota; Metazoa; Rotifera; Eurotatoria; Philodinida; Philodinidae. The record is from the annotation of a GenBank genome assembly.